This is a messenger RNA of Ruditapes philippinarum (Manila clam), 6474 nucleotides long. RefSeq lists its product as uncharacterized. The record is from RefSeq and is a predicted model, not a curated record. Bases 128 to 4693 code for a protein of 1521 amino acids. The transcript is spliced from 2 exons. NCBI's taxonomy places the organism in Eukaryota, Metazoa, Mollusca, Bivalvia, Venerida, Veneridae.
GUUGUGCCUGACAUGACUAUAGUACGUUCUUCUUUCGGAUAUGAACAUGUACCAGCGUUUGACAAUUUCAGACAACAAGAAAAUUGGAUGGAUUUGGUAUAAGAUUUGAAACAGAAAUAUAAACAUCAUGGACAAAUAUACCAUGGAAGAUAAGGAAAACAUAGCUACACCCCUAAAGACUAGAUCUAGUAAUGAACUAUUUGACUGGAAAAUGCAAUGUUUUAUUUGCGGGGAAAAGUGUGACCCUAGACGUGAUAAUUAUAAUACUAAAGGUAGUAAGGGGUAUUCUAGAAGUUGGUCAUAUGUUGAAAAUUCCAUUUCAGACAAAGUAGGUUCUACGUAUGCAAAGGUUCUGUGUGCUGCUCAAAAACGCCAGGACCAGAAGGUAAUUGACAGAUUGCUUCGUGUCCCAAAUGGUGAUCUGGUGGCAGUCGAAGCCAGGUAUCAUCGCAAAAAGGGCUGUCUUUCCAAAUACUAUGAGACAAAUCAAACGACCCCAGAGAAACAUUUAAUUGACAAAUAUACACCCAUUUAUAGACAAGCUGCUGAAAAACUAAAGAAUGAGUAUGAGCAAGCAAUAAUAUUUGAAAAGAAAGUGUAUUACCUGUCCACAUUAAGAAAACGAUUUAUCGAAAUUGUCAGUGAGGCUGGCAGUACAGGUGCUGAAAAUUACAAAAGUUCAUACUUAAAGAAACUACUUAGUGACAUUUGGCCUGAUGUAUCUUUUGUUCCACAACAGAGGGGGAAAUCAGAUUUAAUUUGUUCAUCAUCUAAAACAUUAGGCGAUGCUAUGACGGAAGCAAAAUAUCUUGAACAAAUUAUUGAACAACACAAUGAGUGCAAAUAUGACAUAGAUACCGAUGAAGAGACUGAUGAAGCAAUAGUCCACAAAGCUGUAGGCAUAUUACGAAAGAGAAUUUUAGAAGGUAAAACAAAGAUAGACAAUCAAUAUUAUUCACCUGAUGAAUUGUCUCUCAGUGCUCAGAAGGACUUUAUCGACCCUUUGCUUUAUAAGGCAGUUUGCUGGCUUCAUGAUAGCAAGUCGUUCAAAGACGCAACUGAACACAUGGACAAGAAAUGUCUUACACUUGCUUGUGAUUUGACCAGUCUUGUUACAGGUAUUCCAUUACCGAAACAUCUUGGACUUGCAGUUCAUUUGUACACUGAAUUUGGCAGUAAACACCUUGUUGAAGAUAUGAACUGCAUGGGCUACUCAAUCUCAUAUUCAGAGCUACGCAUGUUUCUCUCAUCCGCUGCAAACAAAGCCAUCGAUUCCCAGAAGGUUACAACAUCAGGUGGACUUGUACCAGAGACUAUAACCCCCCGUAAUGAAGGUGGAAAGCUCAUAGUCGCAGUCGCCGAUAAUUGGGAUCAUAAUGAGAGAACUGUUGAUGGUAAACGAACCACGCAUGCCAUGACAAGUAUACUUGUAUCCAGUAGGUGCGCCGAAGACGCGCCUUUACCACGUCUACCUAGGACAGGAAGUCGAACAUUUGAUAGCAAAUCCUUACCUGGUGGAAGUCUUUGCAGAAUUAUACCAUACAAUAAACCAGUCUCUCGACCAGGACCAGUGUUUGAUCCUCCAGUUACAUUGAAAGAAAUAAAGCCAAUAGAAUCACAAUCUGUUGAACAAGCAAAGUUGAAAGAAUUGUUGUAUGCUUUUGGACGCUGUACAGUGUUUUGUGAAGACAUAUCAGAAACCCCAAGCAUCCCUCAUUGGAACAUCUUUCAGUCAGAAACCAGUGAUUCUCACAAUUCUGUUUCCAACAUUUCCUACAAUCCAAUUAUAAUGGCGACUCCAACUGACUAUAAUACGGUGUAUACAACACUACUUCGCACAAAGGAAGUUGUGAAUGCUUUAGGCCAAUCAUAUGUUCCAGUUGUGUUUGACAUGAGUCUUUUACCAAAGGCACUAGAAAUUAUUUGGACAAGACGUGAGGAGCUUAAAGGUGUCAUUCCAUUGGAGGGCGGUAUGCACAUGCUAAUGUCCAUAAUGGCAGGGAUAGGAUUUCUAUUUGGAGAUGCAGGUCUCAGACAACUUUUAACAGAGUCCGGUGUUUACGCACCUGCAACAGUUACAAAUAUUCUUUCAGGAAAAGACUUCGACAGAGGGCUUACAGCUUUGAAACUUGUUGAUGAAGCAUUAACUAUACGGUUUCUGAAGAAUUUCGAGGUCUGGUGUGACGACAACAACAAAGAAAUGCAUCAAGACGUAUAUGCAAUGUUGAUAAAGCUUCGAAGAGAAAGCAGUAUGAAAUACACAGAACAUGAGAUAGCGGAAUAUUAUAACACUCUAUCUACUCAUGUCAUACCUUUGAUUGAAGAAUUCCGGACAGAUAGCAGAAGUAUUUCAGCAACGUUCAAGCUUUGGGACGACUAUCUGGUAAAAAUCUCAACGCCUUUCAAACUGUUUGUUUCAUCAACACGGUCUCCAAACUGGACAAUACAACAAUAUUCCAAAUUACAACUAAUACCUCUGCUUUUUGCAGCAAACCGGAACACGUAUGCAAAAUACAUGACUGUUCAGCAGCUGCAGAUGAACAGGCUGCCUUCAGAGAUUGAGGAAGGGUUCAAUGAUGGAAUGUUUACUGCAAAGCUUUCAUAUGGAACAUUCAACAACGUGUGGAUGGAUUACACAUUAGAAGUAACCCAAAACAAAGACCUGAAAGGGAAUGGUGGCAUAAUAGGUCUCACGUUACGUGAAAAUGCUCUUGCGAGAUGGUUUCUGUCACGGCCAUUAGCAUCAAAGUAUUCAUCUACUUUUCACAAAAGCAUUGUUUCUACAAAAGAAGGCCAACAUGAUCGUAAGCAUCACAGCGACACGAAUGCAAGACGAAAGAUGUAUGACAAGUUAGUUGAUAAGCUUGUAAACAUCUUUGACACUAACUUCAUAGACCCAUUUGAUGUUACUAAAACUCCAAAGAAGCUGAUUAACUUUGCCACCGGAGUGCAUGCGACAGAUGAAAUAGAGAAGUCUUUGGCAGAAUGCUUUGAAAAAGGAGCAAAUAUGUUUGAAACAUUUGUUUCAGAGAGACUUGUAAUAAAACCCGAUGGUUCAGAUCCGCCUGAGAAAAACUUUUUUACUCCAAUGCCACGUAGCAAUAUAAAAACCAUGGCUGAAAUGAAAAAGAAACAUGUUUUUAAGACAAAAUCUGAAAUAAUAAGUGGGGAAGUGAUGUUUCAACGACUAUUGGCCAUAAACGCUUACAAGAAAAUUCCACUUGAACGAGUAUUUUCUUUCGAAAACACACUGGUUCCCUUGAGCAUGUUUACGGAGCAAGGAAGGAUGCAUAAAUCUAAAAAAUCUGACUUUAUGUCAAAACUUGAAGGGCUGCUACAAGGUAACACAACAAUGAUUGAAAACGCUGAUACUGUCAUAUUUGAUGGCAUGGCAGUAAUACAAUUACUACAAGUUCAGAGUGCCCAAAACACCUUUUUGGAUAUGGCUGAAUUUUUUCUUAAAUAUAUCCUAAUGAAAGCACGUGCGAUUCCAGGAGUCAAGUAUAUUCAUAUAGUUUUCGACAAGUACAAAAAUCUUAGCCCAAAAUCAGAGACCCGAAGAGAUAGAGGAGAUAUUGCUCCGACCAAUAUACAUAUCAACAGUGAUCUGCAAGUUCCAAAGGAUUGGAAACAAUUUUUAUGUAGUGGUACAAAUAAAGAACGCUUAGCACAGUACUAUACAUUGUUUAUUAAAGAAAAGGCUUGCUGUCAUCUGAAAGCACAUGAAAUACUGUUGAUAAAUGGUGGUAAUGAUGAGAUGUGUCUGAAGGUGAAUACAGACGAUUGCAUCGAAAUACAAGCACUGAGGUCUAAUCAAGAAGAAGCGGACACACUCAUGAUAUUGCAUGCAAAAUAUGCGGCAGACACUGGUUCUUCUUCCAUAGUAGUCCAGUCUCCAGAUACAGAUGUGUUGGUUUUAUUAAUACACCAUCACAAGUCAAUUGGUGCAAAGUACUUGUACAUGUCAACAGGUCAUGUUAAUACCCAUACAGACCAUCGACGAUAUAUUCCUGUUCACGAUUUAGAACAGAAGUUAGGCGGUGAAGAAAUAAAGAUUAUCCUGACUGUAUAUUGUUUGACUGGCUGUGACACCACUAGUAGUUUCUUUGGUAAGGGAAAGAAAACAGUGUUUAAGCAGAUGAUGCAAUAUCCCGGUAAAUAUCAACAGUUGCAUAAUGUAGGAGAAAGCAUUAAUCUCUCAAGAAUACAGAAGAUGGCCUGCACAAAGUUUGUUGUUAACCUGUACGGGGGACGCGAUACUCAGUCGUUGAAUGAAGUGAGAUGCAAAAUGGCAAUGAAGUCAAAACACCCGAGAAGCUUGCCGCCAACAGAAAACAGUUUCUAUGAGCACUGCUCACGAUGCCUACUGCAACUCUGGAUUUGGCGACAUGCCACAACAGCUAUUCAUGACCUUCCACCACUUACAAACUUUGGGUAUGACAUCACUGAAGAUGGUUCUAUUAUUAGUCCUACACGGAUGACACAACCACCAGCAGCACCAGAAUUGCUAAAUGACUUAACAUGCCAAUGCACCAAAUGCAACGAGACUUGCAGUUGUUUCGCAAAUCAGCAGCCUUGUACAAUGGCUUGCUCUUGUACGUCAAACCUUAAAACGGCCGAUAUAAUGUGCACAAAUAUUUAUACAUUAUCUGCAGUAUUCAGCAAUGAGGACUUCAGCUCAGAUGAGGACUAGAUACUAGAAUGUUAGGUCGAAACAAAUAAAAUGACUUUGAACAUGUACAAUGGAUACUAAUAUUUAUUUACCGUCUUAUUAGAAAAAUACAUGUAUGUUUAUUGAUGGUAAUGUUCUGUAAUUUGCAACAGUAUAAUUACGAUAAUACCAUAGUAAAAUAACUCAAUACUUUCAUGUUUCAUAGUCAAAUUUAGGUAAUAAUAUAUAAGUACAAGUGUCAUAAUUAUAUCCAAUAAGUUCUAUAUCCUUAAUCUAUUAAAUUCCUUCUUUGUUUCUAUAAAUAAGAAAAAGUACAAACAAAUAUAUGCACUAGCUGGUAAUGAUUUUAAUUUUGGAAUGAUAUACCAAUCAAAUCAGCACGUCUUCUGCUGUCAAUUAUUACUACAUGUAAUUUUGUAUUGAUAUGUCAAUUGUUUACUUUAGAAUAUAAUCACCGAAUGUUUCAAAAUCAGUUUUAGACAAGUGUAUAAUGGAUUGCAAUAACAUUUUUUACUAGUUUGUUUUAACAUGAUAUUGUUGUUAAUGUUCAAUUCAAAAAUGUAUACACUUUAUGAACUGAAUCUGUGAGUCACUGUUUAAAAUGCAAAUAUAUGAAUGUAUGUUGGUAAACAUGUGUAUUUUUACAUGACAAACAACGUUUUUGUAAUAUAUUUUUACAAUAUAUGGAAGGAAUAGUGAUAAUUUUCAUAUGUCUGUUAAUUAAUUUUGGAUAAUACACACACAAUAUAAACAUGUUCACGUAAUGAAAUAAAUAACCAGUUACAAUACAGUACAAAUAUGUGUUUAUUUUCUCCAUCUUGGGCGCAAUCUUGUUGAACUUUUGGAUUAUCCGACUAUUUUGUUUGAAUGAAAUUUUCAUUCGUAUUCCGAAUUUUGUAUUCUUCGAACCUCUCAAAAUAUUUUGACUGUACUGCUCAAAGCAUAAAAAAAAUAGAAAAUGGAUUAAUAAAAACGAACCUUAAUGUCUAAUUUAUACACUAAAACACCGUUAUGUAUAAUAACAUGAUACAAAUGUAGCUUUGGUUUUAAACAUAUCCAAAAUUAAGCAUAUCCGAGUACUAUGCUACUUCUUAAAAUAUUUGUGCGAGACUGUAUUUAUACAAAACCUUCAAUAUAUUUCGUUAUGUACAUAUAAUAAUUAUUAAACAACUAAACUUAAUAAUAAUAUUUACUUAGAUUUAUAUUAUGUAACCUUUUACAACAUCAUUUUAGCGAUGUAAAUAUUAAUUGAAUUUAAUAAUACCCCACCCGUUUAAAAUCAUAAUAUGUCAAAGCAGAAGCUUCCAUAAACAAUAAAAAAGGUAUCAAUGUAAACAGCGGAAGUUGUAGUUUUGCACAAAAGUGCGAAAUGGAAAUAAGCAUUGAAGUUUGUUAUCAUGGAAAUGCAAAAUAGGAAUCAAAUUUUAUUUUUAUGUUAUUUUAUUGCACAUUUUUCACAAAACUUCUUUCACAAAAUUUAUAUUACUCCCUUUACAAUGACCAAAAACAAAUAUUUUUAGAAGAAAUAUGUAUUUUCUAUCGUAUUUAUAUGUCUUGACAAAAACAACAUAGAAAUUCUUGGAAAAAACUGCCAAAUAAUGAUAAUUAGUGUUUUUUCACAAUUUUGGCGGCCAUCUUGGACGCCAUCUUGGAUUUCUUGAAUAUCCGACCAUUUGGAUAAAAACGAAAUUUUGUUUCGUAUUCUGCUAACCUUUGUGAACAUUUUGGUAUAUAAAAGUUACUGUUCCUAGACAUAGACUACUUGACUCCCAAAAUAAGCAUGAUUUACUGGUCCAUUUCCU